AUGAAACGGCGGGCGCCCUUUAAGAUUCCUUCAACUAUUCAUAAAACAAACCCAUCAGCAAAUGCAAUUGCUUCAAAACAAACUGAAUUGGAACAGAGUGAAAAGCCACUGAGAGUAUUCUCCAUACUAUGGAGAAAAAUAACAUUCAAAAAACACAAGACUUGGGAAGGAGACGGGAUUCUGGUCAUCCAAGGGAAUCAAUGCAGUAUUCAUAAUUUGGAUGGAGAACGCUUGGGCGGCUCGAGUAUUCGUGGAAUCGACUUUUCAAUCGGUUCUGUUGUUAGAGUAUCUGGAAAAGAAAUAUCACUUGAAAAUACGAUUACUGAGGAAGAGUAUUUCAAAGGGAGCUUUCUAAAUACGACAGUUAGUAUCGAACCAGUUAAACCAGAAAAAAAGUUAAAUACGGCUUUUGUUAUGCCAUUGUCCAAAGAGGGUCAAGAAAAGUUGCACAAGAAAAAGCUUCCUGUUGCAAGGCAUGAUCCAAACGCUCCAGAUGCACUUGUUAUGGAACGUAUGCAACCUUGGGAUGAAAUGAGAAAUGUCGAUGUAGUCAUUGACCCAAGACUGGCAAAAAUACUUCAACCUCAUCAAAAAGAAGGUGUGUCUUUUCUUUACAACUGUCUUAUGUCCAUUGGAAGACAUAAUUCAUACGGAGCCAUUCUAGCGGACGAAAUGGGUCUUGGAAAAACGUUACAGACAAUAACUGUACUAUGGACUUUACUUAAGCAAAAUCCUAUAGCAAACGCAGCACCUCCUUUAAAGAAAAUUAUGAUUGUAUCACCUGUGACAUUGUUACAGAAUUGGAAAAACGAAUUUAUAAAAUGGCUUGGUACUGAACGCAUUCAUGUGAUGAUUGCCAAAUCAACUGUUGAAUUUAAGGAGUUUAUCGGUAAUGUUUCCUAUUCUGUCGUUCUUGUUGGUUAUGAAAAGGUUCGGUCUUUUUUACAGGACAACAUCGAUUGUGACAAAAUAGAUUUAGUUGUUUGCGAUGAAGGCCAUCGACUAAAAUCGAUGAACAGUCAAACCGGAAUAGCUUUACAGAAGUUAAAAACAAAACGCAGGCUAUUAUUGACAGGAACACCGAUACAAAAUGACCUCAUGGAGUUUUAUGCAAUGGUGAAUUUUAUUAUGCCUGGAGUACUGGGCAGUCAAACUUCAUUCCGUUCACAGUAUGAAUUACCAAUCCUUCGCAGCAGACUUGUGAAUGCAUCAACAAAAAACGUCUUGUUAGGCAAUGCACGACUCGAAAGGCUGGCUCGAUACGCGAGUACGUUUGUUCUACGACGAAAAAUAGAUGUUCUAAGCGAGACAUUGCCACCGCGAACCGAUGUCACUAUUUUCCUGAAACCUUCUAGAUCUCAGGAACUCCUUUAUGAAGAACAUUUAGAUAAAUUCUGGAAGGACCGUACACUUGAAAACGAGAAAACAUUUCCAUUGAGUACACUCACUGAAUUGAAUUGUUUAUGCAAUUCUACUCGACUUAUCCAACAUCAAGAAAAUACGGAUUUAUCUUUAAACGAUUUGAUUGCUUCGUCAAGCAAAUUCGAAUUCUUAAAAAGCUUGCUAUUAGAAUUCAAAAAUUCUCAAUUAAAAUGUGUGAUUGUUUCCCAAUUCACUGAAACAUUAAAUUUGAUUGAAAUACUUCUUAAACACUUAUUAAUCACACAUUGCCGUCUUGAUGGAAGUACACCGACCAACACACGACAGAGCCUUGUUGAUCAAUUUAACUGUUCAACUUAUGAACAUCUGUCCGUUUUCUUGCUCUCAAACAAAUCUGGCGGAGCAGGGUUAAACCUAGUUGGUGCGAAUCGACUAAUUCUAUUUGAGCCCAGCUGGAACCCGGCUUAUGAUUUACAGGCUUUAGGUCGAAUCUAUCGUUAUGGCCAAAAUCGAAGUGUUUUGAUAUACACAUUGUUAAGUACUGGCAUGCUUGAUGAGCAAAUCUAUAUACGUCAACAUACAAAAACAGGACUGUCCAAUGCAUUCAUGGAUUCCGACACAAGUACACUAAAAUACAAAUUUCAAAUGAAAGAUAUGAAAAACUUGUUUUCGUACCACAAACCUAAAACCUGUCUAAUGCACGAAUUGAUUACCAAAACCGCAUCAGUGCUUACUGAAAAUAACUCGAAGCGAAUUAAUCACUGCAAAAACGAAGACAUGAAUGAUUCGACGAAUAAUAAUGUUUUGGAAAACAAAGAAGAUGAAUAUAAAAAGGAAUGGAGACCCGCGCGAUUAUUAAAUGAAAACUUGAGCGAGAAUACGCUUGAGCCGAUCGUGUUGCUCGAAGGUUGGAAUCAUUACAACCUAAGCGAUGAAGGGGUUCAUUCGUCGAAAGAAAUUAAAUGGAUUCCGAAAGACAGUAUGCAUUUGUGUGCAUACGUCCUUGCGAAAACUCUGAAAAGUACAAAGUCUUCCGGCAGUGAAUAA
Molecule: messenger RNA, 2427 nt
Organism: Schizosaccharomyces japonicus yFS275
Lineage: Eukaryota; Fungi; Ascomycota; Schizosaccharomycetes; Schizosaccharomycetales; Schizosaccharomycetaceae
Product: ATP-dependent DNA helicase Rdh54
Exons: 19
Coding region: 1-2427 (808 amino acids)
Biological process (GO): double-strand break repair via homologous recombination; reciprocal meiotic recombination
Cellular component (GO): nucleus
Molecular function (GO): hydrolase activity; ATP binding; nucleotide binding
Source: RefSeq, a predicted model, not a curated record